Messenger RNA from Cajanus cajan (pigeon pea), 2197 nucleotides. RefSeq lists its product as uncharacterized. Lineage: Eukaryota; Viridiplantae; Streptophyta; Magnoliopsida; Fabales; Fabaceae. The record is from RefSeq and is a predicted model, not a curated record.
GAAAAGAUCCUUCCGCCUAAACUAAUUGUCGGUUGUAUGUGAGAUACAAGAAAAUUUCAGUAUGUAACUAAUUGUUUAAACUGUGAUGUGACGAAAAUUCCACGCAACUAAGCUUCCAACUCGAUUGAGAGCAUCAAGAGUCGGCCAUCGCCUUCUGGCUCAACAGUAGAACUUCUUUGUAUAAAUCCAUAACCAAGAAAAAAACAAAAGUCAGAAGAAUAUUCCAGUAUAUAUUACCAUCUCUUAACAACAAGCUGUGUUUCCACCCUCGAAAGCCUCGAUAACUAUUUGCUUUCUGCACCCUCGAAAGUUUCGUUAACCAGCUGUGUUCAGCCAACAAUUCCUAUGUGACCAUUCUUAAAACACCCUCCUCCAUUUCCCUCUUCUCCACGCCCCUUUGUUAUUCUUUCCUCAAACCGCGUUUGUGUCAACAAUGAAGGAAGUGAGUGCUGAAGGUGGAGGUGACCAAGGAGCAGCAUCGGUUCCUGCACCCCAAAAUGGAAACAGCAUUGUGUUAACCAGGUCCAUGACAAAAUCCAAAGGUGAAGAGACUUAUAGCUAUGAGCAUGAAGACAUAGGAGAUAAGCCAUCUAGUUUUGAGGUUUGGGGGUGGUAUCUGUAUGAGUUUUGCUCUUACUUUGUUCAAACUGUUCUCAUUCCUGUGGUUUUUCCUCUCAUGAUUAGUCAGUUACAGCACCUCCCAAUGGACCCUGUUUAUGACAGCUGGUUCUUGAACCAUUCAGGCAUAACCUGUGCACAAAAGCAAAUUAACUUGUACAGCACCCUCACACAGCACACCAUAUCAAUCAGUGGUUCAAGCUUCUCCUCAUUGGAGUGGACCUCAAUUGCAUGGGGUGGAGGUCUAGCCCUAGCCGCUCCAAUUCUUGCCUACAUUUCCUUCCACUUCAACACCAACUUCCAAAACCUCAUCACAGCAGCAGCCACAGGUCUUGGAGUCUUCUUCUGCCUCCCAUCAGGCCUCUUCAAAACCUCCAAGAUCUUCAUUCCCUACAUCGCCGCCAUCGUCGUCGCCGCCACCGUCACUACUGCUUCCCACACCCACCACUUAGCCCUCAUGGUCCGUGCCCUAAAGAAAUUCUCCACCACACAAGGCGUUUCUAGUCAUAGGUUCUCUCUUUAUGCCACUGUUGCUGGCUCUUUGGGUGCAGCCAUUGUCUUAUCUUUCACUUACCACAUGCUUAGAGAGCCCAAUGAACGCGAGUAUAUCAGCCUCUGGAUUGUGUCCAUCUUCUGUGGCUUGGUUUGGCUAGUGGGGGUGUUGCAUGCAUUCACAGCUGAAAACCGAAACAGUUCUAACCCUAUUAUUCCUCUCUCAUCAAGGUUCCAACUUUUCUCCAUUUUCAAAUACCCACAUGCGAUUGGAGCGUUGGUUGCUGUUCUCCUCUCGCAAUUCGCCACGAUGAGCAUUUUCACUGGUGGGGUUCUUUACAUAGUGGGCCAACUCUGCAUUAAGCCAGUGCACUUGCUUUAUUUCUGGUUAACCUAUUUUCUCUUCCCUAUGCUUUCCCUGCCACUGCUCCACCCACUGCAGCACCUGAUCAAAACCAGUGCUGUGAAAAUGAAGAUAAUGGGGUUGCUAUUGUCACUUCUGAGUUCAGGGUUUGGGUUCUACUUCUCCAACAGGCACUGGAAGUGGCCGCACUUGAUGGUGUUUGGGGCCAUUCAAGGCACAGCGAGUGGGUUGUUGUACACUUUUGGAAGGGUUUUGGUGUUGGAGACAAUGGAGAGUGCUCCAUGCGGUGAAGAAAGUGGGUUUUCUGUUUGGUAUAGUUGGGUGAGAAGUGUUGGCCUUUGUGGGGGGUUCACAGUAGGUGCAGUGGUGCCAGGGCGCGUGAGGACCUCCUUUGGUGCUGCGUUUUGCAGUGCACUUGUUGGGAUUGUGGUUCUGCUUUUUGGAAAUGUGAGUGACUCUGGUUAUGGUGGUGGUGAUGUCAGAGAAGGUGGUGAGAUCCGUUCCCAUGACCCUGAUGCCUUGGAUUCCAAGGAAUCUUUCAGCGUCUGAAAAGUCUGAGAAAUAAUAAACCAAUGUUGUUGUUACAUUCAUUGUACAUUUCAUGCUCUCUUGCAAAAUGCAUGCAAGGUAGUGUAAUGGAUUUUGUUUCUUGAUUGGUUUUGGGUGUAUUUCGGUUACCCCGGGUCCAAAAAAUGGAUCCCUUCAUAAAGUCUUCAAAAUAUU